AUGCCGCCUGGCAUUGAUCAGCCUCAAUUUCCAACCCUAUUGUUUUAUGCCGGAUCGUGUCGCUACCCGUUCUCUCAUCAUCACACCGCAAAGAAUAACAAUAGGUCACAGACCAGCCGUUUUCUUUGCUGUGGUUGCAGAUCCUGGCAGCUUGUCCUGCCAAAUGCACGUACAGGGUUCCUGAAGCCCUGUACGAUGCAUCCCCCGCGGUAUCCACUACUGGGUUUGUUGCAUCGAUAUCCACGCAAAUCGAACGCAACUGUCUGCUCCACCGUCUCUAGCAGUUCUCUGUUCUCUUUUCCUCCAUUGCCCUCACCGCAAUGCGGCUCUUUGGGCGAGCAAUGCUUGCGUGGUUGCGGUAAACUUGCUGAAUAUCUUGCCAUGCCGUGCAAGAUUGCCUCUCAUUCUGAUCAUCUUUGGCCAAUAGGCCCACCACCCGGUAGUGGUACCUACAGCUUUUUCAUAGAGGACUGCGAGUAUCUCUGCGUCUACUGUCAACCUAUGUCCUUUUGCAAACAUCCUUCACCUUUUGCAUUGAAAAAACAUGUACAGGGAGUUCACCUAUCGAAAGGGCAGUAUCCAGGGAUCAAGGUAACGUUACGCAAUGAAGGAACACUAGCACGUCUCAAGCCUCCCAGUCAGGUUCGAAAGCCCAACACUAUCAGCAUACCACACACCCUGAAGGCUGCGCAUGUUUAUGUACCAGUGGAUGCAGGUCUCCCGGCAUCGCAGCGCCUAGCCGUCUUGCAUACUCUACUCCAGAUCAAACCUGUAUACCACACUCUGUUUCAAGCGCUCGCCACUCGACAUCUGUUCAGCAAGUACGAUCUCUCACAGCUCUAUUCAGGGCCGCAGACUGAGCUUCGAAACCCACUUGCGCCUCCGGCGGUGUCCUUCCUGCAUGCGUACGGGGACAGACUCUGGCCAGCGGAAUCAACCCUCAGAUCACAUUUGUUCRAUGUGACCCUCAGCAGCCAACCAGGAAACUUCUGGGCGUUUAAAUAUGGAUGCUUUGGGCCAGAUUUCAAGGUGGAUUCGGCGCCAAAUCCAAGUGCUGUGGCUUGGUGGCGCCAUAAACUUGGAGGAGAGGUGUUGGACGCGGAGCAGUACAUUGGUCUAUCGAAGCUGGGAGCCGUUAUGCUGGUCUACUUCGCCGCGUUGGUUGAUGCUGAUGACGCUACUGCCACAUUCAGUACUGAGCCCGAAGGGGAGAUCCUGAAUAGGAUUCUGGGGACGAGAAAGCCGGUAGAUGUCGCGAUGCUGGAAUUCGAACGAGACUCCAGUCCUGAAGUUCCGCUGCGCAUUGCUGCCGCUCGGCGGAAGAGUAAUGAGGCGAGAACUUCCGCAGUCGUGGUGCUUCCUGCACUUCCUCACCAUAGGCCAAGCAGUUAUCCUGGAAAACCGUUCUGCAUUCUCGAAGGUUGCUAUCAUGGCAGGAAAGAUUGCGGAGUCAUGGUUGCCUGUGGGAAGGAGAACUGCCCCAUUGAGUGGUUCCAUCCGGAAUGCGUCGGUCUGCAUGGCAAAGAGUUGAAGGAAUUGGAAUGGAUAUGCUUGGGGUGUAGAGAAGCACCAUCCAUACAUCUGUCUACGGACGAGCAUCAUGGGAUGGGUUUCGGUUCCAGGAGGCAAAUCAAUCCUGAUGAGCUGAUGGAUACUGCGCGGGACUUUGCUACCGGCCACUCUGAUCAGGAGGCAUUGCUGCAGAAUCAGCGAGACUCGUUGGGGACGGCUGCAGAGUCCAGAAGAUCGUUGUUGUCGACUGAUUCUGCGUCUGGUGACUCUCCAGGGACUGACUUGCCAGCAGUUUCUGUCGAGUGCAGUCUGAUUCCAGCUUCGCGGGGUGUUGCCGGUCAAGUCGAGGUUGACUUGACAACUGAAGCCGCAGGUUCAACACCUCGUGCUUCUAACAGAGACACUAACGCCGCAGAAGAAGUCACAGCAGCCACCGUGCAUAAUAACGAUACUUCCAUCGACAUCAUGCAGCAAUCCACAUCGAACAACAGACGCUCAAAUCACGCGCAAGUACCUGCYCGCACUGUUCCACCUACCCACAUUCGAUUCGACGACGAAGCGGUUCCCGAGAACAAUGGCGAGGAGCCCACGGAUAUCGAGUCUGAUGUCCUCCUAGUACAGGCCUCGACCACCUCAGAUUCCCAGCUAAACGAUGAGGCUCAGCGCCAAAGACUCAUCGCAGGACACAUGCAUCAGCAGAGAGCACGAGGUCGAGGUCCUACUAGAUCGCACAGACCCAGAGGAAACACGCAAGCUGCCAGAACGAUCGUACGCGCGCCAUCUUUCGCCGUACACGCUGCGGGUGGUGCUGGUCGAGGCUCGCGGCGCGCAAACACGCCGCAAAGACCAGUGCAAUCAGCAUACCGCACGCUCCUUCCCGCACCAGUCCCUGCGCGCACGCCAUUUCCUACAUCAGUUGCGAUGACUGCAGCUCCAUGGCAGCAACAACCUUUCCGCCAGUAUGCCAUUCCACAGGGAGGGGAUUCGCAGCAGCCCAGCGCCCUCAUACCGCUUCCACCUCGCCCGGCAUCUGGGAGCUAUCCCAAUGGUCCUAACGUCGACCCAGCCGCCCAAUCGGACGAAACAACUGCGGAAGAAGAGUGUACUCCUGAGAUGAGGGCGUGGAUUGCGUGGUUUUUGGAGAUGACGGGCGGAAUGGGCGGGUUGCCUUUGAGUUGA
Molecule: messenger RNA, 2691 nt
Organism: Ramularia collo-cygni
Lineage: Eukaryota; Fungi; Ascomycota; Dothideomycetes; Mycosphaerellales; Mycosphaerellaceae
Exons: 2
Coding region: 1-2691 (896 amino acids)
Source: RefSeq, a predicted model, not a curated record